UAUAAUGUAGUUAUUCUGUGGAAAUCAGGCCUUAUUCUCUUAAUUAUUACUGCUUUUCAGCAGUACUGAAUAAUAGUAUUUUUCAGUCUUAUAUAGCCAGCUCUCUUCAGGUAUAAUUAGAAAUCUAAAAUAACAUCCAACCUGAAGACUUUUGUAUUUCUCAGCAUAAAUUUUCUUAUGUUGACAGUAUUACACUCACACAUAAUUAUAUGGGUAAGAAAACUAAAAUACCAGGCCGAAUUAAUGACAUUUUUUGUAAUACUGGAAUGUCAGUCUUUUCAGUACAACAAAAUUAAGGAUGUAAACCAGUUUGUACUGAAAUUUUGGCUUAAUUGGUCAAGCUUGGUGAGAUCUUUACUUUUUUUUUUUUUAAUAUAUUUUUAUUUGAGAGAACACGUGAGCAGGGGAGGGGGCAGAGAGAGAGAGAAACUUAAGCAGGCUUCCGGCACAGUGUGGGUUCGAUCCUGCAACCCUGGAAUCAUGACCUGAGCCAAAAUCAAGAGUUAGACAACAACCGAGCCACCCAGGCACUCCAGUGAUCUUUGUUAUUAACAAAUGGACAUUUUAACCUAUUUUCCUCUUUGUUGAGGAGCCAUUACCCCCCUUUAUUUUUCCAUAUAUCUAAGCUUAUACUUCACUUUUCAUAUUCUGAGACCUUUCUGGCAAUCUUCUAAAGUUAUGCCAUUACCACUUUUCUUUAACUGUAGCCUUAGGCAUGUGAUUUCCCAGUUUUUAGCUGUGAUACCUAGAACUAACUGGAUAAUAAUGAAGUCUUUUGAAGGCACAGGGAAUAGUUAUCCUAGUCUUAGGAGAGGGGGAGUUUGGAGGCAGUUAACGAACAGGGAAGAAAUGGCUUCACCGGCUUAUAGGACCUAAAGCUGAAAAAUAACAAUAGAUUAGAAUAAGCUUCUUGAUGAUGUAUUAGCAAAUAGAAGGCAGAUGUGGAAGUUUUUUCUUUGUUUCUCUUAGGACUCUUUUGGACUAGGAAAUUUAAAUUUGAAUAGUAAUAAAACAGCUGUGGCUUCUUAAAUACAAAUGUAUACAUAAGAUGUAUGCAGAAAAUAUAUUCCUAAAAGGAUGAAGACCGGAAUGAUUUCAUUUGAAAUUGACUGGUAUGGCCAUCAUCAGUGGCUUUUGUUAAUUCAAACUGACCUUGCCUCCAAAUAUCAAGGUUGAAGCCAACAUUGGAGAGUGAAGAAUGUCAGCAGUGAGGGCAUCAUGAGCAGAAGGGGGAGACAGCGGCCAGGAAUGGGCAGGAAGAGAAAGGAUGGAGAAGGAAGGGAGUCAGAUCAAGAGGUAGGAAUGGAAACAUAUAAAGGAAUAGAAAAAGAGAAGGGGGUGAAAGGAGGGGAAAGGGACGAAAGGAAUACUGGUGUAAUCAUUGAAGUAAUGUCGUGUAUCAUCAUUUUGGUGUGUUUGAAUCCGCUUAGUUAGGGCUCCAAUGGAACCUUUAAAGAAUUGAGUUUAACUGUGGAAGGAAAAAGGUGAGCAAGAAAGAAGGGAAUUUUUAAAAGCAUGUUAAAUCACCUUUAAAUUUUAAGAUCAGCAUUAGCAAUACACAAUUGUUGUUUACAGCAUCAUAAUAAUGUACUUUACAGCAUAAUAAUAAUUUCAGUCAUAUUACUCUGGGCACUAUUCUAAGUGCUUUAUGUAUAUUGAUUGAUUUAAUUCUCACCACAACUUUAUAAGCAGAUACUAUUUCUCCCAUUUUACAGAUGCAGAAACUGAGCCACAAAGAGAAUAAGUAAUUUGCCUAGGCUAGUCAGAUUACAGAGCCAGGAUUCCACUGAGGCACCCUGACUACUAUGCUACAGCUGGCUUCAUCACCUCUACCUCCCCCUCUCCAUGAUUUGUAUGGUAUAUUUCUGUAGAAAUUUGUCUUGUUUUGAGAAUGUGAUAGCCCUUGGAAACAGUUGUACAUUUGCUAGGCUGACAAACUUGACACUAUUUAAAAAUCAGUUUUUAUUUCCUUCAUUUAUAGUAAUUCAAGAAAGUUUAUUAAAACGGAUAACAGAACACAAAGAUGGAUCGUGCAUGGUCCUUGUCCCCAGUGAGCUAAAUCUCAGGUUGUAGUUGCUCCCUUGAACCAAGUAUCUACUCCAGUAUUGGUGUGAAUUCUUUGACUUUGAACCAAGUUUACGUGCACUGAUGAAUGUCUGUUGCCUUCAAAAGGAUGCUCCCUUUAAAAGCCACAGGCCAACUAAUAACAUACCCAUUACUUAAAACUUUUUGGAGUUCUUUUCCUUUCAGUAAGCCACACAGCAAAAUCCACUUUCUAUAUAAAAAAAGCAGAGGUACCUAGCUUGAUUACCUUCUUUAGUCAUUCUUAAUUAAAAUUAAAGCCUCACAUGGAUAUUCACAAAGUAUUUAUCUAAAAAGGUGUUUUGUUUUGUUUUGUUUUUACAGCCCUGAUGGAGUAAAAUGUUUGCAGGCUGUAGAGGAGGAAAUGUGAAUGGAGUUAGUGGAUUUCACCAGGAACUUUGGAAGAGUGUUGGGUAUUAGUGUUGCACUGGAGGAGGAUGAGAAUUGAGCCCUAUUUAGAGGGAACAGAAAGACUUCUGUGAGGAGUGUGGAUAAUAUCACCUACUGCAUUAUUUUUGGCUGCAAAAGUGGAAGAACAGGCUCGAAAACUUGAACAUGUUAUCAAAGUAGCACAUGCUUGUCUUCAUCCCCUAGAGCCACUGCUGGAUACUAAAUGUGAUGCUUACCUUCAACAGACUCAAGAACUGGUUUUACUUGAAACCAUAAUGCUACAAACCCUAGGUUUUGAGAUCACCAUUGAACAUCCACACACAGAUGUGGUGAAAUGUACCCAAUUAGUAAGAGCAAGCAAGGAUUUGGCACAGACAUCCUAUUUCAUGGCUACCAACAGUCUACACCUUACCACCUUCUGUCUUCAGUACAAACCAACAGUGAUAGCAUGUGUAUGUAUUCAUUUGGCUUGCAAAUGGUCCAAUUGGGAGAUUCCUGUGUCAACUGAUGGAAAACAUUGGUGGGAAUAUGUCGAUCCUACAGUUACUCUAGAAUUACUAGAUGAGCUAACACAUGAGUUUCUACAAAUAUUGGAGAAAACACCUAGUAGGUUGAAGAGGAUUCGAAACUGGAGGGCCAAUCAGGCGGCUAAGAAACCAAAAGUAGAUGGACAAGUUUCAGAAACGCCACUUCUUGGUUCAUCUUUGGUCCAGAAUUCCAUUUUAGUAGAUAGUGUUACUGGUGUGCCUACAAACCCAAGUUUUCAGAAACCAUCUACAUCAGCAUUCCCUGCACCAGUCCCUCUAAAUUCAGGAAACAUUUCUGUUCAAGACAGCCACACAUCUGAUAAUCUGUCCAUGCUAGCAGCAGGAAUGCCAAGUACCUCAUACAGUUUGUCAUCACACCAAGAAUGGCCUCAACAUCCAGAAUCAGCAAGGACAGAACAGAUGUAUUCACAGAAACAAGAGACCUCUUUGUCUGGUGGCCAGUACAACAUCAACUUCCAGCAGGGACCUUCUGUAUCACUGCAUUCGGGAUCACAUCACAGACCUGACAGAAUUUCCGAUCACUCAUCCAUUAAGCAAGAAUAUACUCAGAAAGCAGGGAGCAGUAAACACCAUGGACCAAUUUCUGCUACUCCUGGAGUCAUUCCUCAGAAAAUGUCUUUAGAUAAAUACAGAGAAAAGCGUAAGCUAGAAACCCUUGAUCUGGAUGUAAGAGAUCAUUAUCUAGCCGCCCAGGUAGAACAGCAGCACAAACACGUGCAGUCACAGUCAGCCAGCAGCAGUUCUGUCACUUCUCCCAUUAAGAUGAAAAUUCCCAUCACAAACCCCGAAAAACCUGAAAAAUACACAGUGGAUAAGAAGGAAAAGAGUGGAUCGCUGAAAUUACGGAUUCCGAUACCACCCGCUGAUAAGAGUGCCAGUAAGGAAGAACUGAAAAUGAAAAUAAAAGUUGCUUCCUCAGAAAGACAUAGCUCUUCUGACGAGGGCAGCGGGAAGAGCAAGCAUUCCAGCCCACAUGUUAGCAGAGACCAUAAGGAGAAGCACAAGGACCAUGCCGCGAACCGCCACCACCCCAGCGGGCACAAGCAUUCCCACUCCCACAGUGGCAGCAGCAGCGGUGGCAGUAAACACAGUGCCGAUGGAAUCCCACCCACUGUUCUGAGGAGUCCUGUUGGCCUGAGCAGUGAUGGCAUUUCCUCUAGUUCCAGCUCUUCGAGGAAGAAGCUGCAUGUCAAUGAUGCAUCUCACAACCAUCACUCCAAAAUGAGCAAAAGUUCGAAAAGUUCAGGUAGUUCAUCUAGUUCUUCCUCCUCUGUUAAGCAGUAUAUAUCCUCUCACAACUCUGUUUUUAACCAUCCCUUACCCCCUCCUCCCCCUGUCACAUACCAGGUGGGCUACGGACAUCUCAGCACCCUCGUGAAACUGGACAAGAAGCCAGUGGAGACCAACGGUCCUGAUGGCAAUCACGAGUACAGUACAAACAGCCAGCAUAUGGACUACAAAGACACAUUCGACAUGCUGGACUCGCUGUUAAGUGCCCAAGGAAUGAACAUGUAAUCAUUUGUUUAGGUCCAUUUUUCCUUUACUUUUUUAAUUUAAAAAUGGUUAGAAUGGAAAACUUCCUCCUGAUCUAGCAGUGGUGACACCUGCUAUUGCUGCCACUGUUUCAAUAUUUGUAAGUGCUGCUUUAUUCUUCAUUCUGAAAAGAAGAGAUUAUAGUAAACAAGUCUUUAUCUCCACAUAUGAUAGUGUUAUAAAUACUGUAAAAGCAUGGAAGGUGCAAAACUCAGUAUUUCUACAAUUGCAGCUAAGAACAUUAGGAUGAAUGGCUGGCUGCUUCUAGGAAUAUAAGAUGCCUCAAGCAUUCAUUAUUUAUAAUUUGAAUACUGUAGCUAUUUUAUGUUGUUGUUGCUUGGCUUUCGAAUGAGUGUAAAUUGUUUUCUUUUUGUGUAUUUAUACUUGUAUGUAUGAUUUGCAUGUUUCGAUGAUAAAGGGAUAAAACAGUAUACUGACAACUGUUUACAAGAAAGUGGAGAAAAAUGUACAUACAUUUUUGUAUGUUUAGAUAUUACCAUAAAUACUCAGGAUUGGAGCUGCUUGUAAGUAUAACAAUAUAACUUUAUUUUAUCUUGUCCGAGUCCAUCACUAAUCUAAAACAAAGGUGGCACUUUUUCAUGUUAACCUUAAACUCUAGGCCUUACUGGAAGCCACUGAAGGGGGACACUUCACUACAGAUGGGUAUGCAGUGCCACAGAUGGUCAUUUAUUUACACUGUGAGGCACUGAACUUUUGCCUUCAGAGCUUCUGACCAGGUUGGCUGCUGAAAUAGCCCCUACUUUUCUGAAGGCUUGAAGAGGAAAAAAUAAAGUUUACAUACUCUUGAUGUGAAGUGCAUUUUAAAUGUGUGUUGGCUUGUUGCAGUACUAUAAACACAGAGCUGUUAAUAAUGGUUAUGUAGAUUACUGUGAUUUGAAAACUAAACUCACAAAAACUUAUAUAGUGAAGAAUUAGUAAGUUUUUUUCUUAAAUAAAGAACUUUAACACUACAUAUUUUACCAGUAAACAGGGAUUGCUUUUCCUUUAGUGUUCAGAAUGACACCAUAUUCUUAAACAUACUCCUCCCCUGAAGUGUGUUCGUGUGUGAUGCCAUAUUUCUUUUUCAGGUAAAUGCAGUCUUCCUUCUAGAAAUGAAAUUAAACCUGUCGCUCUCUCGGUUCUUUUAUAUUCUUCUAACAAUAAAUACAAAGAAAAGAUCAUUGACUGUGCAUUGUACCUAUAUAUACAGCUUAUGGUUGUUACCAAGAAGCUCUGUGAGAAAAAAGGGUUAGCCUCCAGGUGAACAGCUAGUGGAGGUUUUCCGUUUGUUGCACAUCCCAGUAUAUUCCUGUUGAGGUCAGGUUUGCACAGUCAUCUAACUUCUGAACAAACAAUAGACUUUAACUUGUUUAAAAUUUGUCUGAAACACCAAUAAUGUGGCUCCAGUUUCUCAGCUAAUCUUGAAUUUAUUCUGUGGUAAAUCUUUGAGCUGUUGAGUAUCUUUAGAUGGGGUGAAUUCAACUUUUGUUGAACUAAAAACUGUCUUAAUUUUUUCCUUUAUGUAUAUGAAUUAUUUUUGUUAAAAAGCCACUGAUACGUGCACAAUUGUAAUUUUACUCAAGUAUGUUGCAGUUGUAAAUAUUAGAGUUUAAUCUCGUGCUCUACUUUAUUUAGCAAUUACUUAAUUUGCCAGUAGCUCUAUAAUUUUUUUUAAGAUAAUUGUUCAUUAUUUUGUCAAUGCUAUUUGAACUUAGGAUACUAGGAGCCUCUUUCCAGGGACUUUGCCUAGGGAGCAUGUCCUAACAUUUGUUCUUGUCUUGCAUAACUUUAGUAAUCUUUGUCAUUACGUGUAACUUUGUUGCUCUGUAUGGCAUAUUAUUGUAUCCAUAAACACAGUAAUUUUGAUACAGUUCUACUUUUACAGUGGUACAUAAUUCGAGGACUAGUAUAGAAUUAAGCUGAGUGCAAGAUGAGGGAGGGAAGGGUUUUGUUCUUGGUAAUUUAGAUGUGAAACCUCUAAGGAGCUAUCAUGUGAAACGACAUAGGGUGGUUGUGCUACUGUAUAAUUGGGGAUGAUAAUACCAGGAAUUUUAAUAAGAUUUUGUAAAGAGUAUCCAAAAAGUAGUGAACUUAUUUUCAGUAUGACAUAGAAACAAUGUGAAUAUUUAAGGUCUGUGACUAUACUUAAACUUCACUAAGAAUUUGCAGAACUGUUUCGAGAUGUGGGAAUAAAGGUAAUUUUGUUGAAUCUUUAUUGGUGCUAAUGAUGGACAGUUUAAAAGGUAGCUAGUAUAUAUUGUUAUGGGUCAGUACUUAUUAGUACUUCCAGAAUUGAAUUUGAAAUGCUAUGUAUUCACUUUUCACUCUGUAAAUGUAAUUCUUUACGAUGACUUUAUUUAUUAAAGGGCAGCCAGUUGUAAUUUGUACAGGAUUGUGUGAGCUAUUCAAACUCUUUAACCUCUGAACAGGAUUAUAGCUUCCAAAUGCACCGUGGGGAUGAAUAUGAAAAUCCUUUUAAGUUUCAUUUCCAUUAAAUGAAAACCCCUAUUACUCAUAUUACUGUUAAUUUGCUUUACCCAUCUCAUUUGCAUAAAAUAGUUCAUCAGUCUAGUCCCAAUAGGCUCAACCAAAGAAAAAGACUCCAAUGAAUGGACGUUAUUACCGAGUCUUUUUGUAAGUAGCCAUAAGUAAACCAAAAUAGUAUCAUCAAAUUUAGGUAUGAAAUUCCACAUGUGCAAAGUACUGUUAAGGUGAUUUACAUUUUUGAUGAGAUUUUUUUAAAAUAUUUGAAAUAUUAAAAAGCAUUAUCUUUAAACAUC
This is a messenger RNA of Acinonyx jubatus (cheetah), 7333 nucleotides long. It is a transcript of the gene CCNT2, whose product is annotated as cyclin T2. Gene Ontology annotation, biological process: regulation of transcription by RNA polymerase II; positive regulation of DNA-templated transcription, elongation. Gene Ontology annotation, molecular function: cyclin-dependent protein serine/threonine kinase activator activity. NCBI's taxonomy places the organism in Eukaryota, Metazoa, Chordata, Mammalia, Carnivora, Felidae. The record is from RefSeq and is a predicted model, not a curated record. The transcript is spliced from 8 exons. The coding region runs from base 2748 to 4535 and encodes 595 amino acids. Gene Ontology annotation, cellular component: cyclin/CDK positive transcription elongation factor complex; nucleus.